Messenger RNA from Megachile rotundata (alfalfa leafcutting bee), 2046 nucleotides. It is a transcript of the gene Exd2, whose product is annotated as Exonuclease 3'-5' domain-containing 2. Gene Ontology annotation, biological process: nucleobase-containing compound metabolic process. The record is from RefSeq and is a predicted model, not a curated record. NCBI's taxonomy places the organism in Eukaryota, Metazoa, Arthropoda, Insecta, Hymenoptera, Megachilidae. Gene Ontology annotation, cellular component: nucleus; cytoplasm. Gene Ontology annotation, molecular function: nucleic acid binding; 3'-5' exonuclease activity.
AACAAGUUUUUAAUUUAAUAAUUUACAAUAUUAAAAUUUAACUUUUCAAUUAAUGAAUUCUAUAAAGAACAACAUGUUUUUUGUAUGUGUAACUGUUGGCUUUGUUCUCUUAGCCUCUAAGUACCGUAAAAAUGUCUUUCAAAGUGUCAAACACUUUUGUCAAAGCAUAAAAAACAAGAGUUAUGGGCAAAAUGAUAAGAAAAAAGAACUUAAGAUUACAUUAGACAAAAUUAUUUUGGCAGAUACCCCAGAGAAAUGUGAUUACGCCAUUCAGUGUAUUCGCUGCAACUUAUCUAAUGGUGUGUUGGGUUUUGAUUGCGAAUGGGUUAAUGAAGGACCUGUUACUCUCCUCCAACUUGCCACGUUUAAUGGGGUAUGUGGCCUUUUUCGCAUUGGCAAAAUUGGAUACAUUCCAUAUAAAUUAAAGGAAUUAUUAGCUAGUAAACACAUUCUUAAAGUUGGAGUUGCUUCAUAUGAAGAUGCACAAAAAAUUAUAGCAGAUUAUGGAUGUAAAGUUAGUGGUACACUUGAUUUAAGGACAUUGGCAGAACAUGUAAAUUUACCAAGUCCAAAAAGUUUAGCUGCAAUGAGUUUAGAAUACUUAAACUUGGAAAUGGAUAAAUUAAUAGAAGUAAGGUGUAGCAACUGGGAUGCUGGCACUCUCACUGACGAACAGGUAGCAUAUGCUGCUUGUGAUGCAAUUGCGUCUGUUCUUAUUUAUGACCAGAUCGUGCAAAGGAUAAAAGAAAAGUAUUCUUUAUGGCAAAGCUUUGUGAAUUAUAUAAAAAACAUGUAUAAUAAAAAUAUAAGUAUGCAAUUUCAUUGCUUACCUAAUGGUGUAAUCGAUACAAGGUUCAAAAGUCAACACACGCAUGCAAAUAAUAAUCAUAAAAAUGCCAAAUGCAACAAUCUUCGUAAAGAUAUUCAAUAUUUGAAAACAAAUAACAAUGGUACACGUACAAGUAAUAUACCUAUUAGAAAUAAACCAUUAUAUCACAAUUGCUAUUUACAAGCACCAGAUGGAGACAUAUUGUGUACCUGUGAUCGUAAAAAGGCAGAAUGGUAUAUUACUAAAGGAUUAGGAACUAUAAUUGAAAAAGAACCUUUUACCGUGAGAUUAAACUUUGAACCCUCGGGACGUGCUUUAGGAGAAGUCGGACAGUAUUAUACACAAGUUAAACUUAAUCAGUGCGUAGUAUGUGGUACUUCAGAGAAAUUUAUUAGAAAAAAUGUUGUGCCUCGAGAAUAUCGUAAAUACUUUCCUGUGGUGAUGAAAGCUCAUCAGUCGCACGAUAUAUUAUUAUUAUGUCCGUCGUGUCAUGAAACGAGUAAUUCUCAUGACUUGCAAUUAAGAAAAAAACUGGCAGAUAUGUGUGAUGCACCUUUGGCUGGUCCAAUAACUCAUACUCGUAACAAGUAUGUAAAUAAUUGGAGAAAGUUACAUUCGGCUGUUAAAGCACUAAAAGAAAGUGCAACUUUACCCGAUGUGCGGCGUGAAGAAUUGGAACAAUAUAUUUUGAAAUGUACAAAUCAACAGCAAGUAACACCCGUUCUCCUGGAUGUUUUAAGUAGAGAAUUAAAAAAUGCAAUGACAUCAGUGCCUAGUCAUGAUCUGUCUAAAUGUCAACCUCAUGGUUUAAAGGUAGUUCAAUAUUUUCAAAAAAGAGAAGGAGGAUUAGUAGAAUUGGAGCGUAUAUGGAGAGAACAUUUUCUUUCGACUAUGAAACCAAAAUACUUGCCAAAUUUGUGGUCUGUACGUCACAAUCACGAGAGACUGACUAUUCGUCAAUCGCAAAAUAGAAUUGAACCAGAAGAUGUAAAGGUAGCCGGUUUGGCAUAUUGAAUUUUAAGUAUUAUGUACCUAAAAGGACUCGUAUAAGAGCGAGUACUUCUAUUGAAAGACUGUUAACAAUCGAUAUCUCUUAAUACAUAUAUUUAUAUACAUAUAAUACACAUGUGUGUAUAUAUAUUUCUAUACAUAUAUACAUACAUAUACACAAUGUAAACACAUGCAUAAGACCUCUGUUUUCAAUUGUGGAAUUGUUU